Messenger RNA from Rotaria socialis, 588 nucleotides. Lineage: Eukaryota; Metazoa; Rotifera; Eurotatoria; Philodinida; Philodinidae. The record is from the annotation of a GenBank genome assembly.
AUGUUACUUCGCUUAACAUCUCGUUUCUUUGUUUCCUCAUCUCUUCUUCCAUCAACAUCUACAUUUAUUCCAUCACGUUUAGCUAAUACAUUUAUCGAUGAACAAUAUAUUCGUGAAAAUUCUCCGCCAACUAAUCAAUCUGUAUCAUCGAUGACUCUAAAAGGUUCAUCGUCAACUAAGCAAUCUCAACCGAUGACGUUUGCAAAAAUGUUUCGUCAAUCAAAAUUUGUUCAAUUAGGUGGUUUGAAAGGACGUUUAUUAAGUGGACGUGUUAUUGAUGUUGUUGAUGAUGAUUUAUAUGUUGAUUUUGGUGGAAAAUUCCAUGCUGUUGUACAACGACCACAAAAUAAACAACGAGAUCAAUAUGUGAUUGGUGCUGUUGUUUCUAUACGUUUACAAUCAUGGGAGAUGGCUGCAAGAUUUUUGGGUGCAUCAAGACAUAUAUCAUUGUUGGAAGCUGAUGCUCAAUUAGUUGGAUUAUUAAGAAGAAUUGAUCGAACAGUCAAACCACGUGAUAAAGAUAUUGAUUUACGAUAUCGUCGAGGCGAUAGUCGAGCACCGAUUUCAAUGAAAAGAGAAGUUCUUUAG